AUGCAGAUCUCUCAGUGGGAACUUUGGAAGUUUCUCUCUAUGUAUAUCUAUCUUUGUCUUCAUCCCUAUCUCUCUCUCUCUCUCUCUCUCUCUCUCUCUCUCUCUCUCUCGCUCGCUCGCUCUCUCCAGUCUCUCGCUUCCACGUCCCCACCCCAGAAAAUUAUUUCAAAAAUGAUUUUUAGAAAUUUUUCGAGUUGCUUGUACAUUUAUCAUUUUUCUAAUUUCAUUUCUUUAUCGUCUUUUUCUAUAUCUCGCUCUCCCUCGCUCUGCGUUUCUCUGUCUCUCUUUAUUUCUCUCUGUCUCUCUCUCUCUCUCUCUCUCUCUCUGCUCUCUGUCCCUCUCUCUUUGUCUCUGCCCAUCUGUUCCUCUGCCUCUCUAUUUCUCUUUCUCUCUCUCUCUCUCUCUCUCUGCUUCUAUGUAUCUCUCUAUUUCUCUCUCUGUGUUUCUCUGUAUCUCCUCUUGUCUCUCUCCUUUAUCUCUCUCUCUCUCUCUCUGUGUCGUACUCUAUUUGUCUCUCUCUCCCUUUGUCUCUCCGUGUUAUUCUCUGUUUCUCAGUCUCUCUCUAUUUCUUUCUCUCUCUCUCUCCACCCUCUCUCUCUCUGUUUCUAUGUAUCGCUCUAUUUCUCUUUCUCUGUUUCUCUGUGUCUCUAUUUUCUCUGCCUGUCUCUCUCUCUUUAUUUCUCUGCCUGUCUCUCUCUCUCUCUCUCUCUCUCUCUCUCUCUCUGUCGUACUCUAUUUGUCUCUCUCUCCCUUUGUCUCUCUGUGUUAUUUUCUGUUUCUCAGUCUCCCUCUAUUUCUUUAAUCUCUCAUUCUCUCUCUUUCUCUCUCUCUCUCUUUCUCUCUCUCUCUCUUUCUCUCUCUCUCUCUAUUUAA
This is a messenger RNA of Acanthosepion pharaonis, 873 nucleotides long. The record is from the annotation of a GenBank genome assembly. Lineage: Eukaryota; Metazoa; Mollusca; Cephalopoda; Sepiida; Sepiidae.